This is a messenger RNA of Bursaphelenchus xylophilus (pine wood nematode), 1158 nucleotides long. Lineage: Eukaryota; Metazoa; Nematoda; Chromadorea; Rhabditida; Aphelenchoididae. The record is from the annotation of a GenBank genome assembly.
AUGAAUCAGUACACCUUUGCCGUUCUUCUCACUCUAGGCUACGCCUCGAUCACGGUAAGGGUUAGCAAAAAAACCGAGUUUUUUACUCUUUCUCUUGGCAUAGUUUUCAAAAGCUGAUUGCUUGUUGAUUUGCACUGUGCAGAAAUUAAAAUUGGGGUUUUGCAUUGUAAAAGCCCUAUAGGAGGCAAAUACAUCUCUAACAAUAAAUUUUCAGUACGCCGCGAAAGAGCAGUUCACCACAGCACCACAAUGUAAGUGCAAAGACAUUGACGAAUGCUCCAAAGUGCUGAUGGAGAAGACGGCAAAGUGUAAAACGAGGUGAGAAAUUCUCCAAGACUUUUCUGGCUCUAUAAAAACAUGAUAGCGAAAAUUUUUUGUAGUAAUGAAUGCGAGCCUUACAUCAAGAAGAUUGGAAACGCAGCGAAGAUCCGACAAUGUCUGGACAAAGAGCAGAGGGAUAUGGAAAAGCUGGAGAAAUGUGUGGAAAGAAAGGCCGGCCCGGUCGGAUGCACGAACGAUGCUCAUCCCAAGAACUUGACCAUCCCGGUCAUGAAGGAGAUGACCGAGGCUGAAGUGAAGGCGGAAGUUUCUAAACUUCCGGAUGUAAGUUUUGGAGGCUUAUAGGUGGAGUUCACGAAUCAUUUUUUGGUCACAGUUGCAAGAAAAGACUGUUCUUUUUGAAAAUACUAACAGCUUUUAUCGCGGCGAUUCUUCUUGAUGCCAAAUCUACAAUAAUCUUAAUUUGAUCGUAUAUUUUUUGAACUAAGCUUUAAGGGUUUUAAUAGUUUUAAAUUCAAAUCUAAUCCUCAACGGACACCCCGAAUAAUCACUAUUCCACUUACAGCAACCAGGCCAAGCCCCUGCCGAGAUGGGUCAAUAUUUGUGGUGCGUUGACAGCUGUGCCAUGAAGGCCUUGGAGGGCGGUCAUCGUGGACGUAGAAACUCAGCCAACUGUGCUGUCAAACUUCGGUAAGACCGCCAACAUAUUGUCCAAUCUCUCAAUCGAAUUUCAGUUGCGCUCUUGCCCCACCAGACCAGAAGAUCCAAUCCGCCUUCGAGCAAUGCGAAAAGGAACUUCAUUUGUCAUCCGAGCAGCGAUUCAAGUCGUCUUGCGACUGUUUGAAGGGAGCUGGCGUCAAGAUUACUUGUCCUAAAUAA